Molecule: messenger RNA, 906 nt
Organism: Rhopalosiphum padi (bird cherry-oat aphid)
Lineage: Eukaryota; Metazoa; Arthropoda; Insecta; Hemiptera; Aphididae
Product: craniofacial development protein 2-like
Exons: 1
Coding region: 1-906 (301 amino acids)
Molecular function (GO): catalytic activity
Source: RefSeq, a predicted model, not a curated record
AUGGAUAAUGAACAUUGGAAUCGGACCGGACAACAUGGAUUAAGGAUUGGAAUUUGGAAUGUGAGAACGUUAUACAAAGUAGGAGCCCUUCAAACGCUAACAGAAGUAGUAGAAAAAUAUAACAUACACCUUAUAGCGUUACAAGAAACUAGGUGGCCAGGAGAAGGAAGUAUCACAUCUGGCAAUAUGGUGUUUAUGUACGGGGGAAACAAGAAUAACAAACAUGAAAACGGAGUAGGAUUUAUGAUUCAUAAAAGUAUUAUGCCGCAGGUUAAACAGUUUAUAGUAGUAAAUGAGAGAAUAUGCUACUUACGAAUAAAUAUGAAACAUCAUGAUCUGGUAAUAAUUUGUACAUACGCUCCUACAGAAACGACAGACAAAGAAAUGAAAAAUAUCUUUUAUGAUUCAUUAAAAAAUACUUAUGACUCCCUACCAAACCAUUGUGUUAAGUUAAUAAUGGGAGACCUUAACGCCCAAAUAGGACAGGAAGAAAUAUAUAAAUCUGUUGUAGGGAAACUUAGCCUUCACGAAAGAAGUAACAAUAACGGGAUAAAGCUGAUAAAUUUCGCUAUAAGCAGAGGAAUGAAUAUCAGUAGCAUGCAGUUUCCCAGAAAGAAUAUAUAUAAACAUACGUGGAUAUCACCAGGUGGCAGAUACACCAGCCAAAUAGACCAUGUACUAAUGAAUAAUAGAUACAAAUCAAUUGUUACAAAUGUUAAAAGCUAUAGAGGAGCAGAUGUAGAUUCGGACCAUUAUCUUUUAAUUGGAGUCUUCAAGAGUAAAAUGGCAGCAAAGUGGAAUAAUGAAAAAAAAUCAAAAACAACUAGAAAAUUUGACAUCAAGAAGCUUAAAGAAGAAGAAAUACGAAAAAAAUACCAGGAAACAGUAGAAGAAAAAUUAAAAUAA